This is a messenger RNA of Cokeromyces recurvatus, 631 nucleotides long. Its product is annotated as Rhodanese-like domain-containing protein. The transcript is spliced from 4 exons. Bases 78 to 593 code for a protein of 171 amino acids. The record is from RefSeq and is a predicted model, not a curated record. Gene Ontology annotation, molecular function: thiosulfate-cyanide sulfurtransferase activity. NCBI's taxonomy places the organism in Eukaryota, Fungi, Mucoromycota, Mucoromycetes, Mucorales, Mucoraceae. Gene Ontology annotation, cellular component: mitochondrion.
UUUUUUUUUUUUUUUUUUUUUUUCCAUUUUCUUUCCCCACAGAGUUUUUACUUUAACUUUUAUUAUUAUUAUUGACAAUGCCUAUUCAUAAAGUUUUACAACAGAGAUUAUGUUUAAGCUCUAUGACUAGUUUACAAAGAUUUAACUUACUUUAUUGUUCUCCAAUGAUGAGUCGCAUGUCACAUCAACAUGUAGCAUUAAUCUCUUUAUUACAAAAAAAUUUCUAUAAUACACAAAACGAACCUUUCAAGAUUGUCAACUAUAAAGAUAUUAAGAAUAUUAUUGAACAUAAGGAUGAUUCUUAUAUCAUUGAUGUACGAGAGCCAAAAGAAGUGAUUAACGGCUCAAUUCCUACUUCAAAAAACGUACCAAUGAGCCAAUUGAUGCACGCUUGGAGUUUAUCAGAAAAGGAUUUCGAAAAUCAAUUUGGAUUUCAUAAGCCUAAAAAAGAUGCUAAAAUUACUGUUUAUUGUCAAGCUGGUGUUCGUAGUACGAAAGUAGCCGAAUAUCUUUCUAGUUUAGGGUAUAAAAAUCUCCAAAACUACGUGGGCAGUUGGGCUGAUUACAUUGAACACCAAAAGGGAGGAAAAUGAAAAUAAAGGAGUUCUCUUUCUUCCCUUUCCCUCCCCCC